Molecule: messenger RNA, 8856 nt
Organism: Naumovozyma castellii
Lineage: Eukaryota; Fungi; Ascomycota; Saccharomycetes; Saccharomycetales; Saccharomycetaceae
Gene: IRA2
Product: Ras GTPase activating protein IRA2
Exons: 1
Coding region: 1-8856 (2951 amino acids)
Source: RefSeq, a predicted model, not a curated record
AUGCCGUAUUCAAAAACAUCGGCCAUGGUCGAAACGUUGACAAAACAUCUACUAUUUGAGAGAAUAUUACCGAUUUUACCUAUCGAAUCAUCACACUCAACGUACCUACAAGUGGAAGCAGAUCGUUUCUAUAGAUCCUGUAGAUCAGUGGUGCUGAAUGUUGCAGUUUCCAAAGGUUUAAAUGCAAUCACAGAACAAAUAUUAAACCUUAUUGAUGCCAUAGUAAAGGAUGGUACAAUAAUCGACUCAAAUAUUUCGGAUGAUGCUAUCCAAUCUGUAUUGACCAUACUGAGAUUAUUAAGUGACACCAUGGAAUAUUUUUGGGAUAACAUUGAAACACACGGGAAUACUAAAGUUAAACAAGAACAGGAUGAAACAAGAUACAAGGCUUAUUCAGGGUCCGUCACAGGGUUUUCUAUCAACAGAUCUGGAUUUCAUAGGACACCUCCAAAUUUAAUUGAUACUAAAUUAGCAACGAGAUUGAUAUCUACUUGUACGAGAGUGAAGUUUAACUCAAGAACGCUGGAAAUUUUGGAAAACAUGGCUUGCUAUGUCUAUGAAACAGAUUCUUCAUUCACCUCCACAAUUCUACCAGAUUACCAAACUUUUCUAAAGAAGAAAAACUAUCCAGAAUCUACAAAAAUGGUGGAUGUAACAAUAAACCAUAUCCUGAGAUUUGUUGCUGCAUCAAAUCCAGAUGAGUUUUUCCAAUAUAUCUAUUCAAAUAUUCAUGAACCAUUAUUGACAAAUAGGACCAAGACCGAGUUUCAAGUUGUUCAAUACUUUGAAAUGUUCGGUUGUUCAUACAUAACAACAAUUAAUUUGCCCAAAUAUUUACAAUUGGUUAAAGUGUUGUCCACAGGCAUGAAGAAGACAAUAUUCAACUGUCUCCUGUUAUUCUUUGCAUCAAAGUCACUGAUGUUUUGGUUUAUGGCAAGGCCUAAUGAGUAUGUAGAACUAUAUCGAAUACUCAAGAAACAUUCAGAAAAAAAUGAAGCAUACGUUAAAAAUUUGUCUUCAAGCGUCAGUGAUCUUUUUGAAAAGAUAUAUUCCACUUUCAACGUCACAAGCUUAUUAUCAAAUAUCGAUUACGACAUAAACGACAACCACUUAGUAUCUUCUGUGAAGAAGAAGUCUAGAGCCAGCUCAUUCGAUACUGGUUCAGACAGGUCAUCCAUAUCCAGCUUAACUGCUCCUGAUGUGGCAAUAACUAAUAGACCUGCAUCGAUAUCAAGUGUCUCACUCUCAGCAACUUCCCUAUUAUCUGGAUCUGACAAAGACUUGCUUGACCCUAGACAAAGCCCAAGAAUGAAUUUCCAAUAUAACAAUAUUUCAAUGGGGACCCGAAGUAAAUCAAGAGAUGCUAACGAAGAUAUGCCCCAUUUGGAAAGCAUUUUGGAAAUAUACACGUAUUUCGAAGACACAGAAAAGCUACCUCAUACUGCCGUCCUUAGGUUCCUAGUUAUGUUGGUGAUGCUAGUCCCCGAUGUGUUUGUUGAAUUGAAUUCACAAUCUCUCGAAAAAAUUUCAAGACCAAAUAUAAUAUCUGGUAAAGAAGACACACUGGAAAAACCAUCAAACAUUAGACAAAUAACUUCCGGCUUGAAAAAACUAACAACUUUACAACUAUCCAAGAAGCGUACUGUGAAAUUCCUUACGAUUUUAGUUAAAAAUAUAAAUGGGACCCAACCAGUUUCUGAUGGUCUCCUAUUGGAUUCAAUGAGAACCCUUCUAUCACUGGUCACAGUAACAUCAUCAGUUUCAUUGAUUGAUAGCGAAAUUCCUCCAGUAAUCUUUUCUAAACGAAUGAUAGAUCUUUUGGGAGCAAAUUUAAAGUGUGGUAGUUCGUGGAAGAUUCGUCCCAGUUUAACACUAACUAAUUGUCUUAAAAGGAAUCCGGCAACUCGAGACCACUUGAGGUUGAAGUAUUUUUGUGCAGCUCUUCAGUUCGAUCACAUUAUGUUUUUGUCAAAACUUAACAUUAAUAAGACUGUUGAAUCACUGGAUCUAGAUGAAAGAAUAUUUUACACAGAAGGAUUCAGAGUGUUUUUCCAUUUACCGAGCUCUACUCAACUACGUAAGGAAGUUGCUGAUUUAGCUUCUGAUUUUCUAAAAAAUCUGUUUUGUACAGCAUCAGAUAUCUUAAUGGAGGCAUUUCCUUAUUUUAACGAUAAGAUCACCGAUAUUAUUUCGUCAAUCGUUGAUGGUACCAUUUUGGAAGAAUUUGGAACUAAAAAGUUGUUCAAAGAAAGUUCCUCCUCUUUGGAUGCAUCGAUUAGUUCCACUUCACCAUCACACAAUUCAUCACCUUCUUUAUUGAGUCCUGUUUCGACAGAUCAAGAAGAUAAUACUCAGCAGCCUUUCUUAACAACAUCUUUACUUGCGAGACUUUCUGAUUCGCAUUCCAGUACUGGUAAUACGUCAAGUCCGUCUUCUAACACCACUUCAAUUGGAAAUGCAACAAGUACUACACCCUCUGCCACAGAAUUACCAUUUUCACAAUCUCUUUCACAGAGGGUUCCUCCAAUAUCUAAAUCGAGUCUAUCUAGGAAUCUAUCGGGAUCGUCCCAGAUUAUUGCACCAUCGCCUGUCAAUAUAUCUUCUUCUAUGAUGACAUUAACAAAUUCAAUGCCGGCAGCUCCUGGAAACAAGACCCCAACUCCAACUCUAACAGCUAACAAACUGAGAAGAUAUUCAGAAGAAAGCAACUAUAACUUCAAUGGUUUAGAUAUUAAACCUGUUGAAAGUAGCGUUUCCUUAGAAACCAAAGAAUCUAGGAGGGCAAGAAUGAUUUUGAUAAAUAUCUUUAGCAUCUUUAAAAAAAUGAUAAACUACUUCAUCUUGCCCCAUGCAAGAAAUUCCGAUCUGCUCUGGAUUUCAAAAGACUUCAAGAAUAUCAUCAAGCCAAUUUUUGUUUCCCUGAUAGACUCGGAUGAAUCAUUACAGAAUACUGCUAGAUCGUUCAUGGAUGGCCUCUUGAGUUACAUUAAGGACCUUAGUUCAGAUACUUCGACAAUUACUGUGAGCGGUUAUUUUUUAAUUUGCAGCUACACAGCGGCUUUAUUUUCUAUGGGGUUAUUCGACUUGUCUAUCGAAAACCAUAAACGUGGAGUUUUAUUAGAUAUUGUUGUCAAGUUUUUGCAACUCCGCUCAUAUUUAGGCAAAGUCUCUGAAAAUACCCAACACUUGGAGAGAGUUUUGGAAGCGGAACGUAAUACAUUCCCACUAAUUCUGGGUUCAGUCGGAAGAGCAACUUUUGUCUCUUUAUACGUAAGCAACCCUCUUCUCCAAAAAAACCUAAAACUGGCAUAUCGUGAAUAUCUAACUGCCAUUAGAUUCCAUUUAAAGCAUAUUGGAGAAUUUGACAAAACUUUUAUCUGCAAUGUACCUUUCAUUGAAAUGAUGGCUAGUGACACAUUUGCAUCUGCUGGUUCCGUUGCAUUUCAACGUCGUGUAAGAAACAAUAUUCAAAAAUAUAUUUCACAACCUGACUCAGUUCUCUUGGAUUCGAUGCAUACAAUUUUUAGAAAGUGGUACUCACUAGCAUAUUCAACAAAUAGAUCAGAACAGGAAACAAUCGAUUUCAGAAACUUUGCAGGUAUAAUAGCAUCCUUAUCAGGCACUUUCAUGGUUCUUCAUAGUGGAAGAACAGAAGAAAUUCUUCCUCUAAAUGAAUAUCGCCAGGAUUUGAAAAAGAAGAUGAAUUACUUUAUUGCAAAACAAUGUGAAUGGCUUAAUGACCCUAAGUUAUUGACCAGAGAAAAUUCAAGAGAGAUUAUUAGCGUAGAAUUACACCCACUGUCUUUCAAACUACUAUUCAAUAAUAUGAAAUUAAGAUUGAAUCAAGUUAUGAUGACAGAACUGUCAGGAAGUGACGAAGAAUGUGUGUAUACGCUUUUGGAACAACUAAUCAUUACAAUUAGAACAAUUUUGUUGCGUGAUGAUACAGGUGAUCUUCUAGGGUUAUUUUCAAUAGAUAUAUUUGAAGUGAUAAAUCUGUUGAUAAUAAUGAUAAAGAAGAUACCUCAUGAUUCUCCUAAUUAUUUCAAGACGGUUAUUCAUAUGUCAAAAAUGCUGAAAGCAUUAGAACACUCUGAGGGAUACCUUGCUUUAGAACAUCAUUAUCAUUUGAAGAAUAGAUGGCUCCGAUUGGUAGUUUCUUGGUUCAAGCUAGCCAUAAGUAAAGAUUAUGAUUUAGUGAACCUUUCCAAAUCACAUAGAGAAAUGGAUCUAAAGAAGCGUGAUUCUGAUUUCUUGUACAUCGACACUGCUAUCGAAUCAUCUACCGCAAUUGCCUAUCUUACCACAAAUGUCCCACUAGAGGUGCCUGCUGCAGCGUCUGAGGAAGAAUGGAAAAGAUCAGAAACCGUUAUAUUUGGUAACUACUUCAACAUAUUAUUGAGAGGUCUCGAAAAGAGCAUGAAUUCUGAGAAGUUUCCAGCCUCACUCAGUCAUAAAAUGGGAAUGCUGAAUGAAAAUGUUAUCUUAGCUUUAACAAAUAUUUCUAACGCAAAUAUUGAUGCAAGUUUGCAAUUUACUAUACCGAUGGGUUAUUCGAAAAAUAGGAAUAUAAAGAUAGCAUUCCUUAAUGUGUUUGUUAAUAUCCUUUCCCAAUUUUCUUCCGAUAAAGAGGCUUAUGAAAAAGUCACUCGUGUAAUGGUAGAUAAAUUACUACUUUAUCUAAUAAAAUUUCCCCAACUAGUUCUUUGUGCAGCUAAAGUUUGCCCCGCCAACGACCUUGAUGCAUUCGCUGCUGUUGUUAUAAACGGGAUGGAAACCAGGAAUGCAGGACAUCUUUGUGUUUCUCAAUUGAUUCAAGAUGAAAUUAAAAAUGUAUCAAGACCUAUGGAUAUUUUAAGGAGAAAUAGUCCUGCAACGAGAGCCCUAUCUCUUUUAUCAAGAAAUAAGGCGAAUGACUAUCUUAUACACUGUCUGAACCCUGUUCUACAAGAAAUUGUUGAUAACAAGGAUAUAUUUGAAAUCGAGAAACUAGACCCAACUGAAGCCAACGCCGGAGAACAAAUAGCUUUAUUUAAAAAGUAUAUGACCAAACUGCUCGAUGCCAUCACCAGUUCAAUUUCCUACUUUCCUCCCGAAUUUUUCUUCCUUUGUCAGGUAAUAUAUAGAUCCACCAGGAAGAAGUUUCCGAACUAUGCUUAUGUCGCAGCAGGUUCCUUUGUAUUUUUGAGGUUGAUUUGUCCAGCCUUAGUUAGUCCCGAAACAGAAAAUAUUAUAGGAGCUGUGAAACCCACUCAAAGACGUUCCUUUAUAACGUUAGCCAAAAUCAUUCAAAAUUUAGCUAACGGAUCCGAAAAUUUGGUCAAAUGGCCAUCCUUAGUUACAGAAACUUCUUUUUUAAAAGAAUGUGGUUCUAGAAUCUUUGAUUUCCUCACCGAGGUAUGCAGGACGGACAGAGUUAUUGAUAUCGAUAUUAGAACUGAUCCCAAACUACAACCGUUCGACUUUAGCUUUCUCCACCGAUUUUUAUAUACAAAAGGGGUUGAAAUGAGGAAAGUUCUACUAGAGGGACUGCAAACGUUAGAUGAUGUUCGAUUCUUCCAGGAUACAUUUAAAUUGAUUGAUGAAUUAUUGGGGCAAGCGGGUUCUCCAAAGAUGGAAUACAAAAAUGAAAUUCCAAUAUUUAUUCGAGACCAUUUAGACGAGUAUCCACAACUUUAUGAAUUUAUGAGUAGACAUGCUUUCAAAAAUCACCAAAUUAGAAACAGUAUUCCGUUUGUCCACGAAUCAAUGUCUGUAGAAGGUGUUCCCAUUGUCACUUUGAUGUUUAAAGCAUUUGCUAGUCAUAAUAUAGAUAUGGAAGAUGUUGUCUUCAAAUUUAUUCAGAUAUACUCAAGAAUUUGGCUCUCAAAACAUUGUUUCGUAAUCGAUUCUACUGAAUUUCAUAGUACUGAAGUUGAUAGCAAAAAGCUAAGUGCAUUAUUAUCAAGCCUGAUACCUGAUGUCGCCUUAAAAAAUUGUGUCAAUUGCUAUCUCUUUAAUACAAACGAAAAUUUUAUGAAAUGCUUUUUGAGCAAUGUGGGGGACAAUCCUUAUAUGGUUGCCAAAAUACCACAUUUAUUCAUCAAUAGUAAUUCUGAUGAAAAGAUGGUAAAGUCCCUCGGGUUGGGAGGACGUGGCUUGAAUAUAUUACAAGACGUUCGUGUUUCUCUGCAUGAAAUAUCAGUCUAUGAGGAACAGACAAAGGAAUUCUCUCCUGUAACUUUGAAAAUAGGAAACAAAUACUUACAAAUGCUCCAUGAGACGCCCAGACAGAUUAAAAUACAGGGGUUACAUUCCCUAUUUGAUGUCAAAUUUAAUGAUGUUUUCGAAUUAUCAUCAAUCACAGCUGUCCAUGUUUCUUCAAUCACAAAUUCGACAAAAGAAUUUACUCUCAAUUUUAAUGAUGAAACCAAGCUCAUCUUCUCAAGUCCAAAAUAUCUUGAGAUUAUAAAGAUGUUUUAUUAUGCUCAGGCGCGGAUUGAAAACGAGUUUAAUGAUAGUGAUUUUGACUCUUCAAUAAUUUCGACAUCUUCAGAGAAAAGCAAUCAAGUGACCGAAAACAAUGAAAUAAUUGGUCAUUUAUUAUUAGUUGUAAUAAUUGGUUUGUAUGACGAAGAUGAUAUUGUCAAAAACAGUGCGUACAAUCUGAUUGCCGCAUGUAAGGAUGCAUUUGGUCUAGACUUCGGAACUGAAUUCAGGAAUGCCAUGGAACUUUACGUUCCUAACGACACGACGACGUUCUUAUCAUUGUUGGGAAAUUCGUUAGCAAAAGCUCACCCAGAGUUAACACCUUACAUGUGGAAAUAUAUUUUAGAGGGGCUAGAAUCGAAAAUUAUUAAACAUGAAGAUACUCCACAAUCCGUAUGUACCUUGUCCUACUGGAUAUCAAAUUUAUAUGAACAUGUUUAUUUGAUGGAUGAUGAGGAUGGUCCUGAACGGGUCUCUACAAUAUUCAGAACGUUGAUUAGGCUUACUGUGGCAGAUACCACUGUAUAUUUAAACCAAAUAUGGUCUCAAAUUGGUGCGGAUGAUCGUUUAAUACCUCUUCUCACUGACGAAAUUAUCAAUCAUGCCCUUGAGAGGGAUUCUGAAAACCGUGAUUGGCAAAAGACGAUUUCUUUGUUGACUUCGUUGCCCACAGUUGAGGUCGCCUGUAAUAUCAUUCAAAAAUUGCUCAAUUUGAUUAGAUCAUUUUUACCUUCUCUUAAGCAAGAAGCUCUUACCCAAAGUUGGUCUGAAUUAAUGAUUUUAACCAAAGUAUGUAGUCAUGUGUUCUUCGAAGCACCUUUUAUGACACAAAUGUUUCUUCCUGAAAUCCUAUUUAUUGUAUCACUUCUAAUUGAUGUUGGACCUGGGGAAUUGCGCUCAUUACUGCACGAGUUAUUAAUGAACACAUGUCAUUCGUUGUCUAUCAAUGAGGCAUUACCGGCAGAUAGUAGAAGAAAUUUAGACGAGAUUGCAGCCGUAUUUUCGAGACAAAAAAUGAAGUUUAUGUUUGGUUUCAGCCAAGAUAAGGGACGUAUAUUGAAAAAUUUUAGUGCUUCUUCUUUUUCUAGCAAGUUUACCUUGUUAGAUUAUUUUACGACGAAUAUGAUGUCGAUAAUGGAUUAUUCAUCAACAACCGAGUCAGCGCAAUGGAAAACUAAAUUCAGGAAAUACCUAAAUGAUAUUGUAUUUGAAAACAAUUCAUUUUUAUCUGCUAGAGCUAUGAUGAUGCUUGGAAUUAUUGGGAAAACAUACACGUCAGAGUCAUUUUGUAGGAAUCUUUUAGGUGAGACUAUGAAGACCGUUGCAAACCCAGUGGUUUCUGAUGAAUUGAUUUUUGUAAUAAUUUCCCAAUUGUUUACGUAUAGCAAGAUUGUCGAAGGUUUGGACCCCUCACUGCCAUUAGUUAAGGAAAUGUUCUGGAUAGCUACUAUCUUUACCGAAUCUUCCCAUCCAGCAGUUUUUGAAGGAGGAUUGCUCUUUAUGAUUAGCUGUAUUGAUCGACUAUACAUGGCCCAUUUUAAUGACUCCAGCAGUGUCAACGGCAUGGUUAUAACUGAACUAUUAGAAUCAAGAAAAUUUGCUGAACCUUUGCUACUUAAACUUGAGAAUUUCACUUCUUUGAAAUGGAGCGAAAGAAAUUUUGUGCAUAUUAUGAUGGCAUUCAUCAUUAGAGGUCUUACAAUUCCAUUUGUGCAUGGUACGGCACUGAACUGUCUAAAAUCUAUGUUCAGAAACUCAUACUAUGAACACAUGAUGCAUCCGGAAUCUACAGAUUAUUUAAACUACCUGUUUUUGUUAUACUUGACUUUAACUCCUGACCAAUUAAGCCAAAUCCAAGAAGAAGUAGAAUUUGGAGAUGAAGUUGUUUGGCUGGAUAACAAUAAUAAAAUUUCGAAACUCGUUGCUAAUUUCUUAUCUUCUGAUACGAAUUCCUCGAAUAUUUCACUGUACCAAGGUGCGUUACUGUUUAACAAUAGUGUUACAGAUGAACCAAGCAAGGUAAGAUUUAUCUUAAUAUUAAAAUACUUAUUGCAAACAAAUUCAAUUUGUUUACUGAGAUUUUAUGAUGUGGUGAAGGAUGAAAUCAGAAAAAGUAUCUCUUUUGAACGUUUUUCGGAUUGCGUACCAAUAAUAUUCGACAUAAUGAGUGUCUUAGUUCUUCAUCCAAAGUUCAAUGAUACGGAGGCGUAUCACAAAGGGUCAGUUAAUUUGCUUAAAGAGAAAGGUCUGUACGUUGUUAGCACCAUGAAGUCUGCCGAACAUAAUUUCGGCAACCUAAUGAUGGGUAUAAGGGAAAAUGAAGACUUACUAUAUAAAAGAAAGAAAAUCACAGUUAUGAUCCUAUCUAGGGUAGCAACUCGUGGAUAG